AUGGAGCUUGUAAAUCGGGACGCUUCUCUUAAGGUGAAGGUUAUCAUUGCUCAUGUUGUUGAGAAAUACCGGUAUAUCAUAUCAUACAAAAAGGCAUGGAUUGCAAAGUGUAAGGCGGUUGAGUCACUCUAUGGAAAUUGGGAGACAUCUUACAACGAUCUUCCGCAGUGGAUACUGGUAAUGAAAACAUAUCUUCCAGGUACCAUUAUAGAAUUACAAACCCUACCUGUGAUUUCAAAUGAUGGUUCAUACUUGGGUGACCAAAGGAUAUUUCAUCGUCUGUUUUGGGCGUUUAGACCAUGUAUACGUGGCUUCGCGUAUUGUAAACCAAUUGUGCAGGUUGAUGGAACUUGGUUGUAUGGCAAGCAUGAAUCAAUAAAGAGUGCAUACAACAACCCGGAAAAUGGAUGGCAGUUUCCUCCUUCAUCACACGUCUAUUGCAUUAGACAUAUCGUGCAAAACUUCAUGCGGGAGAUUAAAGACAAGGAUCUGCGGAAAAUAGUUGUUAACAUGGGUUAUGCGUUAACAGAGGCAACGUUUAACUACUAUCGGGGGGAAAUCCGAAGAACAAACAACGACGCUUUAUCAUGGAUAGACAACAUCCCUCGCGAGAAGUGGGCAAAGGCAUUUGACGGAGGGCAAUGCUGGGGUCACAUGACAACUAACCUAGCAGAAGCAAUGAAUGCGGUGUUGAAAGAAACCCGAAACCUUCCAAUCACUGCAUUGGUCAAAUCUACGUACUAUCGUUUAGGAUCACUAUUUGGUAGAAGAGGCCAUUAG
Messenger RNA from Lathyrus oleraceus (garden pea), 780 nucleotides. RefSeq lists its product as uncharacterized. The record is from RefSeq and is a predicted model, not a curated record. The transcript has 2 exons. NCBI's taxonomy places the organism in Eukaryota, Viridiplantae, Streptophyta, Magnoliopsida, Fabales, Fabaceae. The coding region runs from base 1 to 780 and encodes 259 amino acids.